Cynocephalus volans (Philippine flying lemur) is the source of this 1999-nucleotide messenger RNA. RefSeq names its product coiled-coil domain-containing protein 86-like. Gene Ontology annotation, cellular component: nucleus. Gene Ontology annotation, biological process: regulation of gene expression. The transcript is spliced from 13 exons. The coding region runs from base 1 to 1827 and encodes 608 amino acids. NCBI's taxonomy places the organism in Eukaryota, Metazoa, Chordata, Mammalia, Dermoptera, Cynocephalidae. The record is from RefSeq and is a predicted model, not a curated record.
AUGACACCCCCGGAGAGUCGACCAGGCCCCGCGACAGGCCGCCCGGGCGGGGCUGCCGGGCCUCGCCUCGCCCCGCUGGCCCCGCCCCCGCCCCCGCCCCGCUGGCCUGGCUUCGCCCCGCCCCCGCCCCGCUGGCCUGGCCUCGCCCCGCCCCUGCCCCGCUGGACCCGCCCCCGCCCCCGCCCCGCUGGCCUGGCCUCGCCCCGCCCCCGCCCCGCUGGCCUCGCCCCGCUGGCCUCGCCCCGCCCCACCCCUGCCCCGCUGGCCCCGCCCCGCUGGCCCCGCCCCCGUCCCCUCCCCGCUGGCCUCGCCCCGCCCCUCCCCUGCCCCGCUGGCCCCGCCCCGCCCAGCGCCGGGCCGCUCGGAAAGCCCGGAGCCCGGAACAGCCACGCUGCCCGCAGCCCCGCCCCGCGCCCGCGACCCGCUCCAGAGCGGCGGGAGCCCGCACCCCGGGACCCGCGGCAGCACGGGGAUCGGCCCCGCCUCCCCGGAGGAUCCCGCCCACGGGGCGCCGGGCUGAGCGGCGGGCGCAGGGAGGCGGCCCGGGCGGGCGACAUGCAGCGGGACGGCGGCCAGGCUGCGGUGCCCACAGAGUUCCUUCUCCCACCUCCAAAUGGGACGUGCGACCUGCUCCCCGGGAGCUCCGUCAUCCAGAUCCACUGCCAGGACCUGGCAUCUCUGCCCGUGCAGUGUGUCAUGCUGGCCAACCAGGGGGACCCAAAGGAGCCAAAGGCAAAGAUGGACUUGGAAAGGACUAAUGACUUUCCCAAGGACACACAUGCGGAGGGUGGUGGAGCAGGAUCAGGAUGGAAGAGAGCUGACUUCAGUAACAGCCAACCAAGAGCUCCUGUGCUCCAGCACCUGCCUCAGAGCUCACACCUACGCAUCCUCCCAGCCAGUGAGAAGAAGAAAGGGGGCUGGCCCAAAGGAAAGAAAAGGAAACCCCCAAGGGAUCUUUCUGUUCCCCGUGCACCUACGACAGGGUACGUGAUAUUCCUAAACGAGCAGAGAAGCCAGCUGAGGGCCAGACACCCUGAUCUGCCUUUUACAGAAAUAACAAAGAUGUUGGCUGCUCAGUGGGCCCAGCUGCCUCAAGAGAAGAAGCAAAGGUACGUUUACCAGGCAGACGAGGAUAAGCAGCGCUACAUCCGCGAGCUGCAGGCCUACCAGAGCUCCGAGGCCUACCGAGCCUUCCUGCGGAGGCAGGCGGCCCACAAGGCGCUGUGCGGAACAGGAACCCCAGGAAAUGAAUUUGAGAGUGAGGGCCUCGACUUCUCAGCAAUUGAUGGAGAUGGAAACAGUGACCUGUACUGUGGGACGUGCAGGCAGUUCUUCAGCUCCCUGCACAACAAGAAGGAGCACCUGCUGGGGAAGCAGCACCUGCAAAACCUCACAGGGGAAUUUGAAAAAGAUUCUGCUGAGUACUCGAAGCAUCUGGAACCUCUGGAGAAAGAGAAAGGUCAGAAUUUGAACAAGGUGGAGCCAUAUGAGGAAGCUGGGGGCCCCGAUUCACUUCUGCUCAGAGGUCUGAUUCCAGAGAAGAGUUUUGCUUCAUUCGACUUGUGUUUCUUGCAAGAAUUUAUCUUUAAACUGCUGAAAUUCAAGGAAUUUGAGCUCAGAGAGCUGAAGAGGACUCUAGAAAGAGCUCGAGCAGAGCAGGAGGCCCUGCAGAGGCAGCUGGUAGAGUUCCAGAACCAGCAGCAGAGGCUGGAGGUGGAGCUGAUGGGCCUGAAGACCUACGGGGUGGUCCUGGAGCAGGAGUUUGAGAACCUCAACAUGGUCCUGAUGCUGUCGCACUUUGGCCUGCACGUGAUGGACACGGCCUAGAGCAGCACUUGCCUCAGGACCAUCGGGGACCUCCGGACACCUUCCAGGCACUCUGAGGGCGGACGCCAUAGAGACAUCUCUCUCAAUGUGCUGGGGCCUCGCAGAAGGGACACUGAGAUGGGUCCGCCGACUGAGGAGAUAAUAAACCACGUGUGUGCACGUGUGUGUCUGA